AUGAUCUUUGGUUUAGGAAGGUUAUUCUAUGUGGUGCUUCUGCUCAUCAAUGCUGUCGCAGUUUUGAGCGAAGAACGAUUCUUAAGAAGAAUUGGACUCGUUGCAGGUUCAAAUCAGGGUGCUGUUUUCGGACAGCAAGAAAAUACUGCCAAAUCUAAAGUUGUUCAGCUUAUAAGUGCAGUGCAGACGUUAUUGAGAAUACCUCUCAUUGGGAUCAAUAUUUUGGUAAUUGGAUAUGAGCUACUUCUCGGCUGA
This is a messenger RNA of Lachancea mirantina, 255 nucleotides long. Lineage: Eukaryota; Fungi; Ascomycota; Saccharomycetes; Saccharomycetales; Saccharomycetaceae. The record is from the annotation of a GenBank genome assembly.